Molecule: messenger RNA, 1106 nt
Organism: Gavialis gangeticus (Gharial)
Lineage: Eukaryota; Metazoa; Chordata; Crocodylia; Gavialidae
Gene: CUNH2orf69
Product: chromosome unknown C2orf69 homolog
Exons: 2
Cellular component (GO): mitochondrion
Source: RefSeq, a predicted model, not a curated record
CCCGACGUGCCGGGCGCCGAACCCCAACGGGCCAACGAGCUGCUGCUGCUGCCGCCGUCGCCAACGCCCGCGGGGGAGGGGCCGGGCCAGCCGCCGCCUCAGCCCCAGCAUCACGUCGUGUACUUCCCGGGGGAUGUGCAGAACUAUCAUGAUGUUAUGUCCAGUCAUCCAGAAAACUUUCAGUGGGAGCACUGGAGUUUUGAAAAUGUUGCUACCAUUCUUGCUCACCGAUUCCCUAAUAGUUUUAUUUGGGUUGUGAAAUGCUCCCGUAUGCAUCUGCACAAAUUCAGCUGCUAUGACAAUUUUGUGGCAAGCAACAUGUUUGGAGCACCAGAACACAGCACUGACUAUGGAGCCUUCAAACACCUUCAUGCAUUACUAGUUAAUGCAUUCAAAGUCUCUCAGAACAUUUUGCUGUCCCAGAAGACCACGUAUGGUGUCCACAAAGAUGCAAAGAUAACUGCUUGUAAAUCUCAGUCUGCUCUUACUUCAAAUGGCUGCCCAGUGGUAGAGAAAGAGAGAAACGGUGAAAUUUCUGGUAACUGCACUUUGAGUUUUGGUACACCAACUAUUACAGGUGCAGCAUCUUUCACUUUGGUUGGCUUCAGCAAAGGCUGUGUGGUUUUGAACCAGUUGCUUUAUGAGCUAAAGGAAGCUAAAAAGGACAAGAACACAGAUGCCUUCAUAAAAAACAUAAAAGCAAUUUAUUGGCUGGAUGGUGGUCACUCUGGAGGAAGCAGUACUUGGGUUACUCACCCGGCAGUCUUGAAAGAAUUUGCCCAGACAGGGAUUGCAGUUCAUGCUCAUGUUACACCUUACCAAGUGUUUGAUACAAUGAGAUCAUGGAUUGGGAGAGAGCAUGAGAAAUUUGUAGAGACCCUUGAAGAAUUUGGUGUACAAGUCAAUGAUGAGCUUCAUUUUGCAGAUGAAAUCCCUUCCUUAGAUAACCACUUCAGAGUUCAUGAAGUAUUUUGAGAAGUCCUUGCGAAAGCACUUUUAACGUUGUGAAUCUUGUAACUAAUUACAAUUUGUUUUGAAUUGCGUUUCUGGAGAAUACUAGAUCCAUUAUGUUUUGCUAAUAUUUACUGGGUAUAAAUUCCAGGCCU